Acanthaster planci (crown-of-thorns starfish) is the source of this 7504-nucleotide messenger RNA. RefSeq names its product bone morphogenetic protein 2-like. Gene Ontology annotation, molecular function: growth factor activity; cytokine activity. The record is from RefSeq and is a predicted model, not a curated record. Gene Ontology annotation, cellular component: extracellular region. Lineage: Eukaryota; Metazoa; Echinodermata; Asteroidea; Valvatida; Acanthasteridae.
ACAGCGGGCAACUCUUGCCGAUGAUAAUAAGGACUCGUCUCAACUUACAGGGGAUAAGUCAUUCUUCCCUCCUGUUUGCGUCAUUCAAACCAUAGAGGCAGGACACAGGGGUUGGGAAAAACGGCAUCAAUUUGGGACAGAAAUCAAGUCAAACCAUUGUGGGGAGUCGGGCAGGUUCUUUUGAAAAUCCACAAAACCCACAUGUCCGUAAGUUGGCGAUAAGACGGCGGGAUGAACGGAAGAUGAUAUCGCCCGGAGGAGCGGGUUUUUUGUGUAUAGAGCGCACUGUCUAUCCUCUCACGCAUAGCACACUACACGGCCGAGAGCAGGUGGGGCGUCAGGCAUGCGAUGAAAUUUGCUCGCGGCACUUUUGAAGGUUUUUUUGUGCGCACAUCAACCUGGGCCGACUCAGUGUGUCCUGUGUUGGCGGAGCUGUAAUUCUUUUCAGUCACCGAGUGCCCAGGCAGUACAGAUAAAGUCUCCACGCUCAGCCAACCACCCAUGCCCUGAUAGGCAGUGUAUAACCAGUGUGUGUGCGGGAGUGAGUGCGCACAGUGCACGAGAGAGACAGCAUUGACACGCUUUGACUCCCAGCAUGAUUAAUGAUUAUAUUCAUCGCCAUGUCGAUAUCCAAGCCGCAGUGCGCUCCCACAUUCCACCAAUUGGCAGAGCUGACACCAAGCGACACUACCCAUCUGGGGCUGUGAGUUUUCCCACCCAGUCAACUCCAACCGGUGUGACGAGCAUGCCGCCUGGCAGUCCGACACGAUGACUUUGACGCAGCGCCCGUGAUCCGCACCGCCGACUGCUGGAGCCCCGUUUUCGCCGCAUCAUGCCCCGCGGAUGGAGUAGCAUAAAGAGAUGAAUUUGAAGCACCAGAAACAUGUUUUCGUUUUUCGCCACGACGCGGUAGCCUUACCUCUGCACAGUUUGCCUUUCAUCGUCGUCGCCAGCAGGGCCCGGCGAUCGAACCUCGGGUCGCACACCGUUUACCCAACUGUUCAGGCGACCAGGAGAACGUGACCCCUAGCCCCGUGUUUUCAAACAAACCUGUGAGUCAGUCGGUUCGUUGAGCGCGUUAAUUCGGACAGGUGGCCCCGUCAGACGCGUCAUGAGACCGGCAGGUCUGACUGUGCCUGGGACGGUGUACCGGGCCUCCUGCGUCCUCCUCCUACUCUGCACGGUGGGCUUCAUCGUCACCGCAUCGACGCAGCUGGAAAGGAGGAGCGCCCCGAUAGACACGGAGCUCGCCAACGGGAAGGGGAGAAGACACCGCACCCCGAAAGUAAGGAGACCGGGCAAGGGAGUUACCGAGGAAGGGUACCCCGAGCAAGGACAAGCGGAGAUGGUCCGGCUGUUGGAUGCCUUCGGGCUGAAGACCGUGCCGAGGCCCAACCACACGGCAGUGACGACUCCACCGGCAUUCAUGGUCAAUCUUUACCACCAGUUGGAAUCUACAAUAGGUUCUACUCAUCAGACAUCAAAUGCUCCCAGAGCAAACACCGUCAGAUCCUUCAAUGAAAAAGACACAAAGUCGUCUCGUCGCAGAUACCUGUUCGAUACGAGCAGCGUGCUGGCCCGAGAGACGGUCUUAGCUGCAGAGCUCCAGCUCUACAAACAGAAGCCCCGACCCCUUGACGGUUGGACGGACGACAUGUUGCCGAGCCAGGUCACCUGCGAGCUCUACGAACUCCGCCGGAGGAUCGACCCCAUCCUGGGAGGCCCGCCCACCGUGUCCCGGACCCUGAUGGACCGCAAGGCCUUGAAUUUCACCCACCGGGGCUGGGUCCACUUCAACGUCACCGGUGCCUUCGAUGGCCGUGGUCACCUGAAUAUCUCCACAGACAAACUCUUCGAGAUGAGAAUAAAGAGCGAGGCGGAGCUCCCCAAGGGGGCCGUGGUGUUCUCCAAGCGGCCCCGCCCCAAGCACAAAGACCGCCGCCCGCUGCUGGUCCUGUUCCUAGACGAUAAAAACGUUUUAGUCAGCGACAUUACGCUACCAGGGGCAGAGGCCUCGUCAUCUCAGGAAUCAGGGAGGAAUAGACAGCUAUCCCGGAGUAUCGGGAGUGAUGAGGCAGCCGACCCAGAGCCAGACACAGAGCGCUCGGACCGACAGAAGAGGAGAGCCUCCUCUCGGACAGGAAACAGAGGACGAGACAAGUGUAAACUGUACGAUUACUACGUCGAUUUUAAAGUCAUCGGCUGGAGCAAUUGGGUCAUAGCGCCAAACGGUUACACGGCGAACUACUGCGAGGGAGACUGCCCGUUUCCGCUGGACCUUAACUUCAACGCCACAAACCACGCCACGGUUCAGGCCAUCCUUCACAUGCACACGGGCACCUACCGCAACAACAACCGGCGACUGCCCAACCCGUGCUGCGUGCCGGCCACCUUGGAAGGGAUCCACGUGCUGUACCUGGACGACCUCAACAACGUAGUUCUCAAGGAGUUCAGCGGCAUGAUCGCCACCAGCUGUGGCUGCCAGUGACGGGAGGGGACUGGGGACGAGAGAUCGUUGGCCGGUGCUGUGUGAGGUGGCCCCCAAAGUGGCCACGAACCAUCUCUACGUCUUGAACGAGUACGAGUCAGUGUGGUGCAACGCAACGAAAAUUAUGUACUUGUGAGUUCGAAAAUGACGGUCUCUAGCUCAUUUGGACUUGAUUUAGGGUAGCUGUGUGUAUGCUUGGGAUUUAGAAGGUCGCCUAAACUUAAGGCCACCUGAACACACCGACUAUAUACAUAGACGGGAGUGCCCCUUGGGAUACUGCCAAGCAGACUUUGCCACCCAAUCACAAACAUUGGCCAAAUUAGACAAAAUUACCCAUUUUUGGCUGUAUGAAUAUUUGCGGCCACCUCCAAUACCCCCAGACCCACGUCGCCUUCACUCGGUGCAUGGCCACUGCCCAGAGUGGGCACAUUAUGAUGGAAUGGACGCAAUCACUAAAGUCUUGUGGCGCCAGAAAGUUGAGGUCGUCAGAACAUGCCGGUAUGACAACCAUGAUGGUGUGUUGAACUGCUACAACAGGACAGUCAAGCGGCUUACUAAGGCCAGAGAAAACGCACUUUUUCGUAAGUGUAAGGCGUGCCUACACCGGUAGUGCCAGGAGGGCUUUCUUAGAAAGAGAUGGAAAGCCGGACCAACCUUUAUCUCCUACAUCAGGCUGACAGAGAGAUCAACUCCUCUUCUCACGACUGAAAGUUUUCCUACUCGUUUCCAUGGUCCAGGUGGUUCAAAGUUCGGGUUUCACACCACCGAAAGCCAUAAUUAUGGCUGUUUCUUCUAGGAAAAGAAUACCUUUGCUUUUUUCCCGAAAGGUUGUUACGGGUGGGUUUUGUUGAAGAUCCAUGACGUGGUGCAAAUGUAAAUCCUUUUGACACCAGAGGUCUCAUGUCAAAACAGUAUUAAUGAUGGGAGACUUUGAGGUGCUUGGUAGCAACAAACAUACCAGUCCUUUUACCCAGUUCCAAGCUUUCCCCGUUGUUCUGAGCAUGCGUGCAUGGUUCUGAGCACGCGCACUACCUUGAAAAAGGGCCGGUAUGUCUGCUGCCACCAGCGUCUCAAUGUCUUCCUCUGGAUAAAGUGAAACUGAAGCAAUCACGAUACAAUUCAUUUCAUGAGAAUAAGGACAUUACAGAGUGAGAGAUCAAGGAAACCUUUAGCGUCUUGGAAUAAUGUCAGAUUUUCAAGAAGAUAGUUGACCAUACAGCGAAGGACCUCAAAAAGGUCUUAGAAUCCACUCGUGUGAACUCUAGCAAAGACAUGUUUACGGGGCAAAACCUAGAUGUUCUUCUUUUCUCCACUUGUUAACAGCAAAUCUGAACAAAAGAAGAGACGGUUCAAACGUACAUUUUAAAUAGUUCGCGCUCCAAGACACUCUACUUUCUACAAAGUGACGGGUCCCCCUUUUUAGCUCAUACCUGUCAGCUUUCAGUGGCCUGACAGGUGAGCGCAAGCGUCAGCGCCCGAAGCUAGCCUUCCCCUUCAUAUAAAAAUCUACCAACCCGAAAUGCGUUUGCGAUCAACCCCCGGCUCCGUCAGCUAGAUUUUGGAAGAGCACUUAAGGGAGAAAUUCCCUCCCCGUUAAAGGCCAGCGGUUGACAGGCUGGGGUGACCGCGAUCCGGUUGGUUAUUGUUCCUGCUGGCAGCCUAACCUCGCCAGAAGCUAAGAUCUAAUGCUACCGCUGUACAUGCAGCGAACGAUGUUGACGCAGUCUUUGGUGUGACAUGUAGCACAUCUAUCGAAAACAAUAAAAAGGAAGUUUAAGGUACCUGGUGUAUUGCGCAUUCCGUGCCGAUGAAAACCCCGUCUUGCUUCCUCUUUUAGAGUGAUCAGAAAUCCCACAUGUGGAAUAUUGGCACCGUGACUCUCUUGCCGAGGCUUUUUUGUAAUACAUGGAGAAUGAAUGAUGUAGUCGCUAAAAUUCCACGCACAGUAAACGAACUCUAUAACCAAAUGCGUGUUGAACGCAGGUGCUGUUCCUUCUUGGCAUUCUCUUGUUUUACCGGAUUGCGAUAUUUUCUCUUCUUUCAGUUUUGUUUGGAGAGAGGCCGCUCUUCUGUGUUUUCAUUUUUUUAGGUGCUUGAAAAUUUUACUUUGCUUGAGCUGGGGUAUGUCGAAAAGGGUUUUGAUUGCAAAUACCUCCCCCCCGGCACGGUAGAGUCACGAAAUCACGUGAGGGCAAACGUCAUUGCCACGUGGUUUUCGAAACUGUACGACACGAAGGGGCGGGGCAGGUUAAGGGGCGUCACUUUGAAUGAAUACAUCUAUCUCAAAUUAUCUUAACCCACUGUAUGUUUACCUAUUAUCAUAAUUGCACUUUCUAAAGUGUUCACACAUAACUUUUUCUUAUAUUUUGUUGAUACAAAUCAGUAUUACGGGUGUAUAUUGGUAAUAAGUGCGUUUUUUGUAUUUACUUGUAAAUACAGAUAGUUAGAAUAAUAUCGUGUACAUAAUUCGGUAACCUCAUUCAUUAAUGUUUUUUUUUCAUCUCAUUUGAACGGUUUUUCCCAACACCUUUUUCUGCGAUUUAUUGAAAGGGGAAAGGGUGUUGCAGAAGGCACGAGGGAAUGAAGCAACGGUUUGUCACUGCCUAAUGGUGCAUCGGCGUAGUGUUUGGUAUAGAGUUCCAUCGAGGAUUCGAUUGUACUUCACCGCCAUCGUAUUCAAGGGCACUGGAGACCACUGCAUGUUUGUCCGAGAAUCAUGAUGUAACUUCCGCGAACUUUCAUUGGGUGGCAUUUGUUCGCCCAGUGACCUAUGCUCACACUUACGCAUGCGCAAGACACGUGCAUACCGAAUGCACACGGUCUUGCAGAGCCUGAAAGUUGACCCCUGAUGGCGCGCUUCCGGAACCCUUGGAUAGGAAAAAUAACGUGCAAGAAUUUAGAAAUUGUAUUAUUUUUCGUUCAGUAACUUCUUAAAAAAAUCCAACUGGGAAAAGGGGCUUUGGAAAAUACUUGCUAUAAGUGUAUCAACUUAUGGAAACUGAAAAUCACCUGACCUAAAGGAGCAAUAUUCUGCCAAAACUUGGCCCAUUCAUUCCAAAAAUCUAAAAUACAUGAAGAACAGUGCAAUGCGACAGUCUUGUACGCAGAAGAAAAUUUGCGGUUGGAAUUUUUAUGGUAGUCUGUCGGUAAAAGCCGAAAUAAAAACAGAUCAAACUAUUUUACACACUUUUAUAAUUUAUAAGAUAAUAAAAUUAAACAAUAUUCUACUUUUACAAAAGAUUCUAAUCUGAUUAUCGAACGUGAUAGGAUGAUCCAAUGCAAAAUCCCCAUGGCCAGACCGUGCGAAGGUUCCGGAAACUCGCUGCGUGACCUUUUACUUUCCCACAGUGCAUUGCCGCGCCUGCGUUUCCUUCGCGAAAUACCGCGAAAGCAGUUUGCCGUCAUCAGUGCCAUUGGAACGUGCAGUGAGUACAAGCGAAGUCAAGAGAAAGGACGGAGGGGGUUUUAAACUCCAGGUUGUCCAACCGGGAUUUGACAGAAAUGGUAUGUAGUUCGUAGAAAAGAAUUGAGAGCUAUUAUUAGACCACCAGUAUUUAAAUAUUGGACAAAAUUUGCUGGAAGGCUCCUCGGUUAAAGGCUUCUUAUUUUUUGAACGUGUACAUUUUGUAUAACGCUCAGAAUUAGCCUUAAAUCAAAAAAGGGCCUGCGAGUGGCGGGAGCCUGUUUUUUAUGUUAAUGUCUUGUACACGUGUGCACAAACAAAACGGGACAAACUGUUGCAGGUAACCAUAGAUGUAACCUAUAAAAGCUGCGUCUUCAGUGUCUCUGAUCGGCAACAACACAGACAUUAACCCCAAUAGUCCUGAAUCCUCCAAUUUUAAUAUGAUUUGGCACACACCCUGGGGAGUUAGGGUUAGUAGACGGCUUCAUGACAGGGACGGAUCUAGCUUUCAGGAAACGAGGGGUUGAUGGGCGUAUUGAAGGGAUGCCCGGCUAAGGGGCUCCACCGGAAAUCGACGUAAUUGUUUAACUGUAGAUAAAUAGAUGGACGGCGCAAUCUUCGUCCAGGAUUUUCUAUUUGGUAGGCCUACUCACUCCCCGUCAUUUCACUGGUAGAUCCAUUUAGUCCGUGGCUGAACGGGAGGUUGCAACCCUCUUCUCAAUCUGCCUCUGUAUGAAAUGGCGGACAUCGCUCUGCACAUGCUGCCGCCAUGGGCAUGCAGAGCCUCGCACCGGUGGCUUGUAUAAUCGUGUCCGAAUCGCUUUAUCCAGUCGCAUGGUAUUAAAACUAACGCAGCACGUGCACAAAUUACAUAAGGAACAUACUCAGGAGUCGCUGAACCUAUGAUUUAUUGUGUGAAGCUGCCAGAUGAAGGGCUCUGCAUGCGCGCCUAUAUGGCGGCAGCUUGCAAAGAGCGAAUUGGCGGCUGGCGUGCAGUCGGAAUCUCAAAACCGGACAAAAAUGAUGGGAAUGUCAGUGUUUCAAAGCUGGGUUUUUGUACCCGAAAGGCCACCAUGACUAGUGCCUUUCUCCCCCCCCCAUAAAUUCGCUGUCCUACUUUAAAUGCCCCCGGAAUGCCAUCAGGGAAUGCAACAAGCGAUAAGGCACAAGUUGAAAAUGCCAUUGUUAGUGAAUGCGCCAUUGUUGCGACGCACACCAGGAAUGUUGCGCACUCCGUAACUGACAACUUCGUACUAAUAUUUUUUCCCCUGAAAACAAUAGCAGAACCCCCCCUUUUUUACAAUAGAUUGGCAUUUUAAAGGUAUUCUGUUAGAACUCCGAGGUGAAGUGUAUCUAUAACGUGUACAUAAUAGUGUACAUUAGCCUUUCUUAUACGAUUUCACAGAGUGUACAAAAUAACUAUAAAUGAGGGAAGACGAUGUUUAAUUAAUUUUUGUAUUACAGUGAAACUGACAUAGUGGAUAUCGUACUUAGCUCCUUUUAGUUCUGUCUGCAUGAAGUAUUCCACACGAUUGUGCAUGUAUUCUAAUUAUUUGCGAGGGAACUUAUUUAUUGGAAAUAUAGAGCAUGUAACAUAAAGUGCGUGAAGUAAA